CAGGAUAUUAACAUACCAGGAUAUUAACAUACCAGGAUAUUAACAUACCAGGAUAUAUUACUAUUUAGUUGAGGGUUCAACUUAUCCCGAGACAAGCAACUCCGCAGAGCUGAUGGGAGAGUUACCAGAGAGUCGCACUUUUGUAUAUCACAUCUGUUGAUUAGUUAGCACAAUGGCUGCGACUGGCACAGUCAGCAGUUUUCAGAAGAAAGGAAAAGCGAGAGUCGUCUCCAUUCCAGGAACUCAUCCAUCCAUCCACAACUCGCAGCUGCUGCUCUCCUGUGGGUUACCAUCACUAGACUACCUCAUUGGGGGCGGCCUUCCUGUUGGCUCCAUCCUCCUCAUAGAACAAGAUAGAUAUGAUGUGUACAGCAAGUUAUUCCUGAAAUAUUACCUUGCUGAAGGUGUAAUGAAUAACCAUAUUCUUACCCUGGCCAGUCUUGAUGUUUCUCCUCAGACAAUUACAGAAGAUUUGCCUGCUUCAAUAGACGUGGAACCUGAUGAGGCUCAGACUUAUGCUGAUGACAAAAAGAUGAGUAUUGCCUGGAGGUACCAAAACAAAGCCUCUCAACCUGGAACCAAUGUUGGCAACAGGUUUGGCCACAAUUAUGACCUGACAAAGUCAAUGGAUGCAGAAAUCAUUUCUCAUGUGGACUUGGCUCUCUGGGACGGCUCAGAGGCCGAGGAAGGGAAGGGGAAGUUAGAGAAUAAGAAUUACUGGUCAUUGCUGCAGUUAAUUAAGAAAAGGAUAGAGGAUGGUAAUCUAUCAACAUCAUGCAACAAAAGCAAGACCAACGUGAUGCGUCUGGCCCUACACUCAGUGGGAUCCCCACUCUGGGGUUGGGAGUUUUCCCACCAGGAAAAAGAUCACCAAUGGCACAACCUCACUACCUUCUUGUUUAUGUUGAGGGCGCUGGUUCGCACUUCCUUCUCUGUGUGUUUAAUGACAGUUCCCUCCCAUCUCUUCGCUGAUCCCAAUUUGACACUUCGGCUACAAACACUGGCUGACUUUGUGAUAAGGUUAGAGUCAUUCCAAGGCUCAGAUAAGGAAACUAAUCCAGCUUUUAAAGAUUAUCAUGGGCUCUUCCAUGUAGUCAAGUUAGCAGCCAUUAAUAGUCUGGUCUCACCAAUGCUGGACUCAACAGAUUGGGUGUUUAAACUGAGGAAGCGCAAGUUGAUGAUUGAGCGCCUCCACUUGCCUCCAGAAUUGUCAGAAACUGUCAGUAGAAGUCAGGAAGACCCCAUUAAUAAACCUGCUGGUCCUGCCUGCAUGGGAGGCAAACUUCCCAAGAAUCUUGAGUUUUGAUUUUCAGAAAAUAAAUGACUUUUUCUCAAAAUGCGU
This is a messenger RNA of Cherax quadricarinatus, 1342 nucleotides long. Lineage: Eukaryota; Metazoa; Arthropoda; Malacostraca; Decapoda; Parastacidae. The record is from RefSeq and is a predicted model, not a curated record.